CAAAGGAUUGCUUCAACAAUUUAUAUUUUUAUCCAAAACAAUGCAAAUCGCAGUGAAAAUGUUUAAAUCAUCUAUGUGUUAUUUAAUAAUAUUAUUUGCAUUUAUUACCCCUUUGUCAAAAGUUAAUGCGAAUACAAAUUUCAUAAAAAAGAAUGAAGAAUCCAUUGACUCUACAUCAUCGUCCGAAGAUUUCAAUAAUAACUUAACCAGUUUCAAUAACGAUCAUGUCCUGGAAUCUCAUGAACUAAUGCAACAAGAAACAACAGAAAAGUUAUUUAAAGUGCCUAGUUCUGAUAUAAAUGUCUCCAAACAAACAAACACAUUUCUUGGUGGUAAAUUAGUGAUACAUGAAGAGGAACCAAUUAUUGAUGAUACCGAUGAGGAACCAACGGAAGAUAGUAAUAUCUUGACAACACCAAUACCAACUCAAGCAAUGCAUCGUGAUAUACGGCAAAAAUUUCAAGAUACGGAGCCAAAUCCAGGAACAAGUGAAUCAUUAUUGGAAUUACUUAUAACCAUCGCUGGUCAACCUGAGAGAUGGAAUAAAUUCGUUGGAUACAUAAACACCAUUUUGAAUUCACCAAUUGCAAUAAAUCCAGAAUUUCUAAAACAAUUAGAAUCAUAUAAGACGAAAACAACAAAACCAGAUGAGAUAAAACAAGUGACAAAACAAACAAAACAUAGUCAUAAACAACACACUCAAAAAUUAUUACGUCAUGACGAAUACAAACCAAGUGAGAAAAAUCAUACAGACACCAUUCAACAUAUGAUCAUAUAUUUACGAAAUGAAAAUUCACGUAAACAUUCGAAAAAAAAUCAUUUUGACGUAUCCACGAAACCAACACCUUUAGCACAAACAUCGCAAUAUAUUGAGACAGAACAUGCACGUACCAAAUCAUUAUGGUCUAUGCUUAUACCUCCAGAAAAGAAAUAUAAACCAGAAAAUGUUCGAAAUCAGUCCAAUGAAAAUGAGCAAAAGUUCAUCGAUGAGUUACAUGACUUAAAUAAAUAUAAAAAGACAAAAUUAUUAUCAGAAUUAAUCAAAAAUACAAAUUUUAACAUAUCGAAAACAUCAAACCAACAUGGCAGAAAUUUUAAUGCCAAUCAAUGGCCUCUAUUUGAAGACGAAAAGGAGAAUGCCUUUACGAAAAAUUUUGAUUUGGCUAAUAGGCUGUAUAGUGAGCCAACUACAGUAAAACCACCGGGGAAAUUAAAAGAAUGGUUUUCAUUUCGACGUGUGACAUCGUCACUUCCCUCCUCUGGGUAUGAUAAAGCAAGAGCACGAAAUGCGUAUAUUGCUGUUUCUGUUAUUGCACCCACCAUGAGGAAAUACUACAGUUCUAGAGCACAUCAACAUAAAAAACAAACCACGGAAAAUGAUCCAAUUGUAAAUCAAUUAUUACAUUUAAAACCAUGGAAUCAUCAUGACAAUUUGAAACAAAUGAAAAAAUUGAGAGAAAAAUGGCCGGUAAUAAGUACGGGCGAUCCUCUUUAAACAAUCUACUAAAUAAAUGAAGAACCACAUUGUUAUCAAAAAAAAAAAGUUUUUAGAUAUGAGAGAACAUUUUAAAGAUAAAACAUACAAUUAGAUGGUAGUGUUUCCAUAAGACAAUUUUCACUCGGAGUGAUAAAUUAUAUAUAUUUAUUUAAGAAAAAAAAAUGAA
Chrysoperla carnea is the source of this 1664-nucleotide messenger RNA. RefSeq lists its product as uncharacterized. The transcript has 6 exons. Bases 41 to 1495 code for a protein of 484 amino acids. NCBI's taxonomy places the organism in Eukaryota, Metazoa, Arthropoda, Insecta, Neuroptera, Chrysopidae. The record is from RefSeq and is a predicted model, not a curated record.